Polychytrium aggregatum is the source of this 1584-nucleotide messenger RNA. RefSeq lists its product as uncharacterized. The record is from RefSeq and is a predicted model, not a curated record. The transcript is spliced from 10 exons. The coding region runs from base 1 to 1584 and encodes 527 amino acids. NCBI's taxonomy places the organism in Eukaryota, Fungi, Chytridiomycota, Chytridiomycetes, Polychytriales.
AUGAGGGCGCAGCAGGACGAGCUUGCCAGGCGGGACAGCGAGAUUCAAGAGCUCUCGGCGACCCGACAGGCUGUGGAGAAGAUUGUCGACAAGCACGACCAGGAUAUCCAGGAGCAUGAUAAUCUACUCAAGGCGCUCAAAACCGACUGCCUGUUCUACCAGACAUCCAUCAAUGAGCUGCGCGGGUUGGUCAAGGAUGCUCAGACGGACAACGAACAUCUGCGAGCCGAAUGCGAAGCAAUAAGGCAGGAGAACUGCAAGCUAAAGAGCGAAAGCGAAGCCGUCGAGCGUCAAAACGCCGCACUCGUGGAUGAAGCUGCUCGCAUCAGAGAGCAAGAGCAAAGGCAGGCCCAAAAGUUGGCAGAGCGUGAGCAGCAACACUCCAACGAGCUUGAGUCUCUGCGGAAGCAACACGCCGGCACAAUCGCAGAGCAUGAGCUCGAUAUCCAGAAACGAAGCAGCGAACACGACGUUCGAUACCAACGCUCUUUGGAUCUGCUUGAGGAGGCUGAGAGGAUUGCCAGCACCAAGAAGGUCGACUCGCUCUUACAAGAAACAGAACGUCUUCGCCAGCGCAUCGAGUCUCUCGUUGCAGAAUGCAGCCAGAUUGAAGGCUUGAGGAAUGAGAGGCAGCAGCUUCUUUCAAGCAUAUCCCAGCUGGAAGCUAGGCAUGUGGCUGCUGUUCAGGAUACCUGCAAAGCCCGCGAGGAUAUGCAUGCCAUGAAGCUGGAUAUGGAGCGCGAUAUCGAAGCGACCCGCAAGCGCUUGACUGAGCAACUGGAGAGCUCGACACUGGAAAUGCGAAGCCUGAAGGAAGAGAAAGCCGAUCUGCUCUCAUUGAACACCCGCAUUCAGGCCGAGUUGGAUGCGGUGACUGACGAGCACUUCAGGGCCGUGGAGCGAUACAAGAGGCAGAACGAGUCGGAUGCACAGAGAAUCCAGAGCCUCACCAGUCAAUAUGCUCAGCUCGAAGAUCGCCUGACGGGGCUCAGGGAGGAAUCCAUCGCAGAGCGCGAGAGGCUUGGUUCUCGAAUCGCUGAUCUGCAAGAAGAGCUCCACUUACAGUCCUUGGAGCUCAAACGGAGCAAGCACCAACUUGAGCACAGCGAGGAAAUGUACCAAGAGACGCUCGGACGCCUGAAGAGCGAACUCAAAGAGGCGAACGCAGUCGCUGCAGCCAGAUCCAGCUCCCAGGUGAAGGCCCGUGUACUCCUAGCCGGUGCGCUGUUCGCUGUAGCCACAUCUCAAACUUUUGUGGCUCGUACGUUCCCAAAGCACGCUUCUGUCGAAAGCGCUGCUCGAAUUCAGUCCCGACUCGAGGCACAGCAAGCUGAAAUGACGCAGUUGCAUAUCCAAGGCAUGAAGAUCGAAUCUCUCAAAGAGCGUUUGCAGGCAUCCGGUAAUGUCGCAAGUCACCCUACCAGCACCCAAGACCGACGAGCGCCAUCGAACGACGAGGAUGCUGCCCUUAGUACUGCGCCACACGGACAUGAAGGCAAAGGCGACAGCCUCAAUGAGGAGCAGCGGCUGCCCGAGGUCAAGCUGCUCAUGCGACAGCUCGAGGAAGAGAAGCAACAGGUGUAG